Penicillium longicatenatum is the source of this 1269-nucleotide messenger RNA. RefSeq lists its product as uncharacterized. The transcript has 2 exons. Lineage: Eukaryota; Fungi; Ascomycota; Eurotiomycetes; Eurotiales; Aspergillaceae. The record is from RefSeq and is a predicted model, not a curated record. Gene Ontology annotation, cellular component: plasma membrane. Bases 1 to 1269 code for a protein of 422 amino acids.
AUGGCAGAGCCACUGGCGGCCGGGGAGGGGGAGACGAAUCCCUCACCGCGGUGGCAGGUCAUCACAAAGAAAAUAUUGAAAUUCAUCUUACACCAGUGGCUCCUAAUCGGAAUGGGAGUCGCUUGUGCAUUGGCCUACUGCUUCCCCAAUGUCGCCAAGCACGGUGGAAUCAUUCGGUCCCAGUAUAGUGUGAUGUACGGGGUGAUCGCCCUCAUCUUCCUGAUCUCGGGACUGAGUAUCGAUCGCCGGAAACUGUUUUUACAGUUUAUGAACUGGAGACUGCACCUCACUGUGCAAGUGAUAUCCUUUUUAUUCAUACCCGCCGUGGUCUUGGCGGUUGUUUAUGCCAUUUUGGCUGGUGAUCCGACUGGAAAGAUCAACCGGUCUGUGCUGGCAGGAUAUAUCUUCGUGUCAUGUAUCCCAACAACGAUCGCCUCCAACGUGGUGAUGACUCGGUCUGCUGGUGGAGAUGAUGCAGCGGCGUUAGUGGAGGUUUUGAUCGCCAACGUUUUUGCUCCGUUCGUGACUGCCGCUUGGACUGUGGCUUUGAUCCCCAAGACCUCUGAGUUCGACGCUUGGAGGUAUGGGGGCGGGGACAUGAGCAGCAUGUACAGAAAUGUCUUUCAGCAACUAGGGUUGAGUGUCUUGCUGCCGUUGUUCGUGGGGCAAAUUAUACGAUGGACAUGGCCUGAUCGUGUAGCCAGGGUGUUGCAGAAGACAAAGCUGCCCAAGUUGGCUUCCGUCUGCAUGUUGCUGCUAAUCUGGACGACAUUUUCCUCUUGUUUUGCUACAGGAGCUCUUCAGGAAAUGGAUACCCAGAGCGUCAUCUUCGUCGUAUUGUUCAACAUCGCCCUUUACAUCUUCCUCACAGGAGUCUGUUUCAUCAGCUCUCGACCACCUCAAAUAUUCGCUUCAAAUAGGUGGUAUAAAAUUGUAUUCCAGCCCCUUCCUCCCAAAGAGACCAUUGCGGCAUGUUUCUGCGGUCCCGCAAAAAGCACAGCCCUUGGAAUUCCACUUUUGUAUGCCAUGUGGGCACCACUGGAUCUAUACCUCAAAGCACAAACAUCUGUGCCUGUGUUGCUCUACACCACCGAACAGAUCUGUGUAGCCCAUUUCUUUGUCCAAAUCUUUCGCAAAUGGCACUCGCACGUAGAAAAACGAGACGGAGAGCAGAUUGCACGCGGCGAGUCGCCGGAGAUCAGCAUGGCGGAAACUCCGGUGGGGGACAGGGCGCUACCCCUGAGAGAAGGGAAUGAUUCUAAGCCUUAA